Pyricularia pennisetigena is the source of this 516-nucleotide messenger RNA. RefSeq lists its product as uncharacterized. The record is from RefSeq and is a predicted model, not a curated record. The transcript is spliced from 3 exons. NCBI's taxonomy places the organism in Eukaryota, Fungi, Ascomycota, Sordariomycetes, Magnaporthales, Pyriculariaceae. Gene Ontology annotation, biological process: late endosome to vacuole transport via multivesicular body sorting pathway; protein targeting to vacuole. Gene Ontology annotation, cellular component: fungal-type vacuole membrane; Vps55/Vps68 complex. The coding region runs from base 1 to 516 and encodes 171 amino acids.
AUGGAAGAAGAACGUCUCUGGAAGUUUCGUAGGCCUCAAUGGCUCAAUAGCGUGUGGGCAAGGAACGCGGGGGUUUAUGCAUCGGGUGCUCUGUUCUCGCUUGCAUUCUAUGUUCUCCUAGACGCUGCUGUCUGGUCGAAAUCCCCACUCAACCCGUCCGACACGCACGUCACUUUUGUCGACUGGCUGCCCUUCAUCUUCUCGAGCCUGGGCAUGCUCAUCAUCAACAGCGUAGAGAAGUCUCGCCUGGGUGCAGACUCGUUCAGCUACAGCGGUUCGGGUGUGGCGUGGAAGGCGCGCGUUGUGCUGUUCCUUGGCUUCGCGUGCCUCGCGGGCGGCAUGGCGGGCGGCGUCUGCGUGUUUGUCCUCGGAUAUGUCGUGCCGGGACUGGGCAUGCCCCAGAUGUUUAUGGGCGUGGAGAAUGUGGUUGCAAAUGCCCUUGUUGGGCUGAGCUCGGCCGUACUCUGGAUCAGCCAGAACAUGGAGGAUGAAUACUCGUACAACUUGGCUCUAUGA